UUUGCUCGUAUUUCUUUUUUUUUUUUUGAGUCAUCGUUGUUCUCCUGGCUGAGGUUGAUAUCCGUAUAAAUUGAUUGAAGCAAAUUCGUUUGGGCACAGUUCGAUCGCUUGGCUCUUAGAGUAAACAACUAAUUCAAAAAUGGCUUUCAAGUUCGUUACCUUCCUUGCCCUGGUGGCCGUUGCCCGUGCUGGACUCAUCGCUUCCCCAGCUGUGUCCUAUGCUGCUGCUCCAGCUCAUGUGGCCUACGCUGCUCCAGCUCAGGUAGCUUAUGCUGCUCCUUUGACCAAGACUGUCGCCUACGCCGCCCCAAUUGCCAAGACUGUUGUCGCUGCCCCAAUUGCCAAGACCGUCGUUGCUGAGGAAUACGAUGCCCAUCCAGAAUACUCUUUCUCGUACGGAAUCUCCGAUGCCCUGACCGGUGACCAGAAGUCCCAGCAGGAAUCCCGCAGCGGUGAUGUUGUCCAGGGAUCUUACUCCUUGGUUGACCCAGAUGGCACCAAGCGUACUGUCGAAUACACUGCUGAUCCUAUCCACGGAUUCAACGCCGUUGUCCAUCGUGAACCUUUGGCCAAGGCUGUUGUUGCUGCCCCAGUCAUUGCCGCCAAGACCGUUGUUGCCGCUCCAGUUGCCAAGACCGUGAUUGCUCAGCCAGCUUAUGCUUCGUACGCCGCUCCAGUUGCCAAGACCUACGUCUCGCAGCCAGCUUAUGCCUCGUACGCCGCUCCUUUGGCCACCAAGACUGUCAUCUCCCAGCCAGCCUAUGCCUCGUACGCCGCUCCUCUGGCCACCAAGACCAUCGUCUCGCAGCCAGCUUAUGCUUCGUACGCCGCCCCAGCCAGCUACGCUUACCACCACUAAGAAAACCGCUGACCCAUUUGUUGACUGAACCCCUUCCUACUAGUGACUAGUGAACCAAACUGUUGAAUAGAUGAAAAAUCAUCCAUAAACUAA
Molecule: messenger RNA, 952 nt
Organism: Uranotaenia lowii
Lineage: Eukaryota; Metazoa; Arthropoda; Insecta; Diptera; Culicidae
Product: larval cuticle protein A3A-like
Exons: 2
Coding region: 140-859 (239 amino acids)
Cellular component (GO): extracellular matrix
Source: RefSeq, a predicted model, not a curated record